AUGCCCAACGACGCCGACGCUGGCUUCACCAACGGCCACUCCAACGAGCGGACUGGCCUGCUCAACGGAGACAGCGGCCGUCAUGGCGGCGGCAGCCAGCGCUGGUCCCGCCGCGACGACCGGUUCUGGGUCUGGAUCCCCUGCGAGGCAGGCCACUUGACCUAUGCCACUCUCGCCAGCAACUAUAUCAACAUCCUGCUCGUCUUCGUGCCCCUCGGCCUGCUCUCAGGCUUCCUGAAAUGGUCUGCCACGGCCACCUUCGUGCUCAAUUUCAUUGCGAUCAUGCCCCUGGCCUCUCUCCUCAGCUUUGCGACGGAGGAGCUGGCCUCCACCCUGGGAGAGACGCUCGGUGGGCUGCUCAAUGCCACCUUUGGAAAUGCCGUCGAGCUCAUCGUCAGCAUCGUUGCUCUGUCCAAGAAUGAAAUUCGCAUUGUCCAGUCCAGCAUGUUGGGCAGCGUGCUCUCCAACAUCCUCCUUGUCCUGGGAUGCUGUUUCUUCUUCGGCGGAAUCAACUACCAUGAGCAGUCCUUCAACAGCACCGCGGCAUCCACCAUGUCUUCCAUGAUGACCGUUGCAUCGGCCUCCCUGAUCAUCCCAUCUACUCUCUAUGCAUCUCUCUCCUCCUCCAAGGCCGAUUCCAGGGAGAACAUUCUCUUCCUCUCCCACGGCACCGCCAUCAUUCUUCUCAUCGUGUAUAUCAUGUAUCUCUUCUUCCAGCUUCGAUCUCACCCUGACCUCUUCGAGAGCCCCAAUGUCGAGGCUGGUGAUACCAGAGAGGAAGAGGAAGAAGAGGAGCGCAUCCUCAACCCUUACGCUGCUUCCAUCUUGCUUCUCAUCGUCACUGUCCUGGUCUCAGGAUGCGCAGAGUACCUCGUCGGAAGUAUCGAACCCAUCGUCCAGUCUACCGGUAUGAGCAGGACUUUUAUCGGUCUUAUCCUUAUCCCUAUCGUCGGCAAUGCUGCCGAGCACGUUACUGCCGUUGUAGUCGCAUGCAAGAACAAGAUGGACCUGGCCAUCGGUGUCGCCAUCGGAAGCAGUCUGCAGAUCGCCCUCUUUGUGACUCCUUUCUUGGUCAUCCUCGGCUGGAUCAUGGACAAGGACAUGACCCUCCACUUCCAGACCUUUGAGACCGUUGCUUUCUUCAUCUCGGGGCUCGUCGUUACCAUCCUCAUUCAGGAUGGCAAGUCCAACUACCUCGAGGGUGGCCUCUGUCUUGGAAUGUACGUUAUCAUCGCUCUCGGAUUCUACGUCUACCCUGACGACGCAGGUGAUAUUGGCGCCGUUGCUUCUCAACUAGCCAGCCGUUUCGCCGUCUUCAUUUGA
Molecule: messenger RNA, 1323 nt
Organism: Trichophyton benhamiae CBS 112371
Lineage: Eukaryota; Fungi; Ascomycota; Eurotiomycetes; Onygenales; Arthrodermataceae
Product: vacuolar H+/Ca2+ exchanger
Exons: 3
Coding region: 1-1323 (440 amino acids)
Biological process (GO): calcium ion transmembrane transport; intracellular calcium ion homeostasis
Cellular component (GO): fungal-type vacuole membrane
Molecular function (GO): calcium:proton antiporter activity
Source: RefSeq, a predicted model, not a curated record